Bradysia coprophila is the source of this 952-nucleotide messenger RNA. It is a transcript of the gene RYBP, whose product is annotated as ring and YY1 binding protein. Gene Ontology annotation, cellular component: nucleus. Gene Ontology annotation, biological process: positive regulation of DNA-templated transcription. Gene Ontology annotation, molecular function: transcription coregulator activity; DNA binding. Lineage: Eukaryota; Metazoa; Arthropoda; Insecta; Diptera; Sciaridae. The record is from RefSeq and is a predicted model, not a curated record.
GGAGAAAAAUACCGAAAAUAACAUCAAACUGAAAACACAACACAAUCAGCAAUAUGGCCGCUUAACACAAUGUCAGAGGCAUCGCGAGUUCAUAGUAAAUAUCGCGAUUUAAUAACGAAAUGGAUCAUAAAAAGUCAUCAAUUCGUCGCCAAAAACGUCAUUCUAAAGUGCUAGACGAUAAUUUCUGGGAUUGUAGUGUUUGUACCUACCAAAAUACGGCUGAAGCAUUCAAGUGUUUAAUGUGUGACGUUAGAAAAGGCACAUCGACGCGUAAACCGCGACUCAACUCUGCCUUAGCCGCCCAACAAGCAGCAACGCUUCCUGGCGCAUCUGGUGCUCCGAAUGGAAGUGGACCAGCUAAUCCGAAACCGCCAAAAAUGUCACGACACAAAAAUAAACAUAAAAAAUAUCCUGCCCGACUGACAAACGUAGACCGAUCUACAGCUCAAACACGUGAAGUGACAGUGAAUUCGGUGACGGUUGUAAUAACUGAAUAUAAACCAAAACCACCGAAACCGGUGACAAGUCGUCGAGAAUCGAGUGAACAGAGUUUAAGUGAAAGCAACGAUUCUCGAAGCUAAGAGAUUUUUAAAAUUUCUUUUCUCAUUUUCAUUUAAUUAUAAUUUAGAGACAAAAUAUAAAUUAAUGCUUAAAGUAAGACUUGAUGGACAUGAUCUAGGACAAAUUAUUUUAUUCAAAUCAAUAUUGUAACGAAUUAGUGUAAAAUAAUAAAAUAUUGAAUAAGAUUGAUAAGGUCCUGCGUCCUUUUUUUGAUCAUUCUCUUUAUAUUUUAAUGAAAAUGAUGUGUUUUUUCUUUCAAUUGUGUAUUCAUGAGUGUGAUAUCGUAAACAUAAAUUAACUGAAGGAUGAGAAUGUUGUGAAAAAAACCCGGAUAUUAUUAGAAAAUGAAAUUUGUAUAAAGACAUGAACGGAAAUAAAUUUUUUAAAUAAA